Messenger RNA from Astyanax mexicanus (Mexican tetra), 3169 nucleotides. RefSeq lists its product as uncharacterized. The transcript is spliced from 24 exons. The record is from RefSeq and is a predicted model, not a curated record. Gene Ontology annotation, molecular function: RNA binding. NCBI's taxonomy places the organism in Eukaryota, Metazoa, Chordata, Actinopteri, Characiformes, Acestrorhamphidae. Gene Ontology annotation, cellular component: nucleus. Gene Ontology annotation, biological process: RNA processing. Bases 97 to 2784 code for a protein of 895 amino acids.
ACGUUUCCGCUAUUUCCAUUUUUGGGAAAUCCAAAAUGGCGCAUUAAUAAUAAACGCACGGUCCUGCUUGUUUUCUAAUGGGAGCAACUAUUCAAUAUGGCAGACAAAAAAGGGAAGUCUACAGGAGUGAAGAGGGUUCUGACAAAAAAAGAGCAAGAAGAGUUAAAGAAAAAGGAGGAAGAGAAGGCAGCUGAAGUUUUUGAGGAGUUCUUGGCAUCUUUUGACAGCAAUGAGAAAAGUGGAGUAAAGACAUUUGUACGAGGGGGGAUAGUGAACGCCACUAAAGAUGAGGAGGCAGCAGAAGUAAAGAAGAAUAAACUCUACAGACCUGCUGCUAAAUUCACUCCCGUACUACAGAAUGCGUCACCAGUGCAGCCUACAGAGCAUAAAAAAAGUGUUGUUAAAAAGAAAACUGAAGAAAAGAAGAAGAGUAACCUGGAACUGUUUAAAGAUGAGCUUAAACAAAUACAAGAGGAGAGAGAAGAGCGUUAUAAAAGAAAGAAGAAUGACCCGGGAGGGGUGUAUCCAGACAUCGAUCCUUCACUGACUCGGCGCUCAAUCUUUGAUGAUGACCCUACAGUGCCAACCACCACAAACCUGUAUAUUGGCUGCAUCAACCCGAAGAUGACAGAGGAGAUGUUGUGUAAGGAGUUUGGAAAGUAUGGCCCACUUGCCAGUGUUAAGAUCAUGUGGCCUCGAACAGAAGAAGAGAGAACCAGAGUGACUAACCGUGGUUUUGUUGCUUUCAUGACACGGAAGGAUGCGGAGAGAGCGUUGGCUGCUUUAGAUGGUAAAACAGUGAUGGGUUUUGAGAUGAAGUUAGGUUGGGGGAAAGCAGUACGAAUUCCACCCCAGCCCCUAUACACUCCUAUUGGGGUGUUGAAGACCACAGCUCCCCCACCCCCCUCAGGGCUGCCCUUCAAUGCGCAGCCGAGGGACCGCUUUCGCAACGACUUCACAAAACCUCGGGGACGCUCCCAGGAAGAUUUCUACAAGACUCUGUACGACGCCGUAGUGACAGUGGUUAUCCCAUCAGAAAGGAACCUGCUGUGCCUCAUCCACAGGAUGAUUGAGUUUGUGGUAAGAGAGGGACCCAUGUUCGAGGCCAUAAUCAUGAGCCGAGAGAAGAACAACCCAGACUUCAGGUUUUUGUUCGAUAAUAAAAGUCAGGAACAUGUUUACUACAGGUGGAAGCUCUAUUCUAUACUGCAGGGAGACAGUACAAGUGAAUGGAAGACAUCACAUUUCCGAAUGUUCCGGGGCGGCUCUCUGUGGAGACCCCCUGUCCUUAACCCAUAUCUUCAUGGAGAUGAGGAGCCGGAGGAGGAGUCCUCCCCGACUCAUGAGGAGGAGCUGAGAAAAGGGCAACUAAAGACAGAACACCGGGAGCAGUUGGAGGCAUUAUUGCGCAGUUUAACUCCUCGUAGAGUGGAGAUUGGGGAUGCCAUGCUGUUCUGUUUGGAGAAGGCUGAAGCUGCAGAGGAAGUGGUGUCCUGCAUCUCAGAGUCGCUUUCUAUACUCCACACCCCACUACAGAAGAAGGUUGCAAGGCUGUAUCUGGUUUCGGACAUCUUGUAUAACUCUUGUGCCAAAGUUUCUAAUGCAUCAUACUACCGGAAAUACUUUGAGUCCAGGCUGCCUCAGAUUUUCAGUGACGUUGGGGAGGCUUAUAGAAAUAUCCAGGCCAGACUGCAAGCUGAGCAGUUUAAGCAAAGGAUUAUGACUUGUUUCCGGGCGUGGGAGGACUGGGCCAUUUACCCAGAGUCCUUUUUGAUCCAGCUGCAAAACAUCUUUCUGGGCCUCAUCAAACCAGGAGAGGAAGUGAUUGAGCAACCAGAGCCGCCUUCUCCAGACCUGGAUGGGGCUCCGUUAGAUGGGACUCCUUUGGACGGAGUAGAGAUUGAUGGGACGCCUUUGGAUGAUCUGGAUGGCUCCCCUAUGCCUUGGGACCCUCAAUCCAUUGAUGGGGUUCCUGUUGAUGACCUAGAUGGGGUCCCUCUGGGACCUCCCAUGGAUGACCUUGAUGGUGUGCCCUUCGAGGAAAGCUUGGAUAAAACUGUGCCUAGUGUUGCCUUGUCUAAAUGGGAGCGAGUGGAUGAUGCAGAGCCUACAGCAAAAUCAGACUCUGAGGAUGAGAUGAAUGCUGGAAAUGUGAAGGAAAAUGAGGCGGACUCUGACGACAGCAGCAGCGAUGAUGCUGCCAGCCCCAGCAGGUAUGAGGGGGCGGAGUUUAAGAGCAGCUUAAAGAACUUUGAGAUGUCAGAGAGCAAGAGGACUCGACUCCGAGAGCUGGAGGUGAAGGUAAUGAAGUUUCAGGAUGAAUUGGAGUCUGGAAAGAGGCAGAGAAAAUCCAGCAUGAGCCUCCAGCAGCAGGUUCAACACUACAGAAACAAGUUAUUACAAAAGGAGUUCGACAAAGAUGAUGAAGAAAAGAAAGACAGGCCGGCGAGCAAGCAGAAAGACAGAUCGAAGAAAGAAGAGCGUAGAGAGAGAGGGGAGGACAAGAGCAAAGGGAGAGAGAGGGAGAAGGACCGAGAGCGAGAGAAGGAAAAGGAAAGAGAUAGAGAACGGGACAAAGAGAGGAGCAAGAAGAGCGAAGAUCGAGAGAGGAGCAGAGGCCGGAGCCGAGACAAAGAGGAGAAGAGAGACAGGACGAGAUCUCGGUCGCCGCGCAAGUCUUCAAAGCGUUCCCGCUCCCCGUCUCCUCCUCAGCGUAAAUCCUGGAGGUCUUCAUCUCGAUCGCCCCACCGCUCACACAAGAAGUCCAAGAAGAGCAAGCACUGAACACUGACCAUGUUUCUGACCUCUGUGACCUUUACUCUCCUUUUUCCGAAGCAGCUCGGGGAGGACAGCAAACCCAGCAAACAACCCCCAAACCCUCCUCCACGGACUGCUGCUGUUCUCACACACGCUUCUGUCCUACGAUGCUUCAGGGGCUGGACUUGGGCCAACAACCGCUGUCUGUUUAUUUCCCAGAAUCUCUCUCUCUCUCUCUCUCUCUCUGUGGCUGCUCCAAUCACACACAAGGGCUCGGCCCGGAUUUUUUUGUAAAAGGAAGCGUUUAUUUGUACAGUUCUUAAUUUUGUUUUUAAUGAAGCUCUCUUUGGAAAGAUCUGUUGCAGGAUUGGCCCACAACCUUUACAAUAAACAGCUCUUGGCAGUAACUGUG